UUAUCGUUCUUUAGACUGCAAGUUUCUGGCUCUGCUCAAGUCAGACACAUUCACGGCGGAUACGCAAGGAUUUCCUGGUAACUUAGAUUUCUAGCAGGAUCAAUGGAGGGACGGAGGGGUGGUGAGGUGUUGCGGGAAGGUACGAGUCUGAGGGGGAAAGACAUCAUUUCUGAGUUGUUACUCGUUGACGAACCUGCGCCCGUCCCAUGCAACAGGUUUCAGACAAGUGUGCCCCUGGAGAGGAUGUCGGACCGGGAGAUCAGCAGACGGAUCGAGCUGCUGACCGGCUACAGCACGGAACGGCUGCAGGAGCUGAGGCAGGGAGGGCCGCCACUGGAGGGGCACAGGCUCCGCGUGCUCGCACAUCUGCUUAUAGCUAAGGCAAACGGAACCACAAAUGCACAGGAGGAUAGCAGGCGAUCUACUGUCCCAGAGUCAAGUGUUUCGGAACGCCAAACGGUGCCUGUGAUCGGUGCUCUUUUGGCUCUCCUGUUUGCUUACCUGAUGUAUGCAUAUUUAGAUAGGUUUGGGCCCCCAAUUACAAAGCCAAAAAGUCCAAUUCCAACUAGUCCAAUUCCAACUAUCGAUCCAACCCCAAUUCAAAUCCCAGUCCCAACUCCUUCUCCAAUGACAAUCUUUGAAACCCGAUUUUCCCACCUGACUCAAAAAUUCUCUGAACAGAAAGCAGACGUUUUCGAUACCCUCAAACCCAAACUUAUUCCCGUCGUUAAUCAGGAAGGAAGCUCCCUUCUGGCUAUCGCAGGUCCGAGUCCAAGCGCCAGAGCAAUGGCAGAAUCCAUCCCGUGGGCCCUGUCCAAACCUUCCAUCAGCAUAGGUCCUCUUCAGUUUAAAAGCUUAGGUACUGAACACCGAAACCACGUCAUCAAUGACGUCAUAAAGGUGUGGUCAGAGCGUCCUGAUGAGGUGAUGAUCCUGCGCGAAGCAGACAAGCUCCCACCUGACGUGUUGGAUGUGAUCGUGGAGGGGUGCCGCACAGCCAGGAGCAAAAACGCCGUCAUCAUAUCAACAGGAGAGGGACCAGGGAUGAACGGACUGUCGGGCUGUGGUGAGGUGACUGCAGUGGACGUGACGAGAGAGACCCGACUGGCACAACCUCCAGCUAUAAUAACUGGAGACCACGAAGCCUCCAUCAGCGUGUUGAAGAAAACCUUCCCGUCCCAGUCAGCACGGCUAUGGCAGGUCUCAGACUUCGUCAUCAGCAGCCACCUGCAGGACAGGGAUCCCCGUCAGCCCGCCAUGCUCAUCCUGGCCGGGCUGCCAGGCUCCAACAGAACUGUCAAUCAACUGGCGGAGAGCUUGGCCAGGAUCUACUCCGAGGAACCCCUCGUGAUAAACAGUCGCCAGUACAGCCGGGUGGACCCAGCCCGGGGCAAGCUCCACCUGGACCGGGCCCUGGACUCUGCGUUCCGCGGGGGCAGACGGGCCGCCGUCCUGACGGAGCUGGACACCCUCCCGCCCCUCUCCGCCAUGAUGCUCCACUCCUACUGCGACCACGACAACGCGCAGUAUAAAGACGUGGCUUACUUCAUGACACUACAAUUAAGGGAGUCCGUAGACCCAGGCCUGACCGGCGCCCAGCAGGACAGGGUGGUGCGGGAACACCUGCGGGAGGCGUGGGCAGAACUGGGCGGGGAGAAGCGGGAUCCCCUGAUCAGCCGGGUCGCCACCAUGAUCGUUCUAGUCCGACAGGAAGAUCGCUUUGAUGUAGAUGUCUAA
Molecule: messenger RNA, 1737 nt
Organism: Branchiostoma floridae (Florida lancelet)
Lineage: Eukaryota; Metazoa; Chordata; Leptocardii; Amphioxiformes; Branchiostomatidae
Exons: 6
Coding region: 103-1737 (544 amino acids)
Biological process (GO): membrane organization
Cellular component (GO): membrane
Molecular function (GO): ATPase activator activity
Source: RefSeq, a predicted model, not a curated record